Messenger RNA from Amoebophrya sp. A120, 2219 nucleotides. Lineage: Eukaryota; Dinophyceae; Syndiniales; Amoebophryaceae. The record is from the annotation of a GenBank genome assembly.
CUUCGACGUCAGCCUCCUACCCGACAGAAUGAAGUUGUUGCGUCUCGUAAGUGUUGCCUUUGAAGGUUCAUCAGCUAGAAAGACUCACUGUCGCUCUGUUUGCUUGUCUUAGUUGCGGCUUCACUAGAGCAGAUACGGCUAGUCGUAUGCACGAGUGACGGCGCUCCUACUCACUACUACUUCCCGUGAAGAACGCCAACCCGAACGAAAAUGCCGCGCGCCGUUUUCGAGACCUAUUCGCAAUUUGCGAACAAGCAGAUGAUCAUUUGGGCGACGCACCAGGAGCAGCAAUGCCUGAAAAAGCGUGGUAUGAAUGCCCAUGACGAGAAGGUCGCACGGGAGGAAAGACACAGAAAAUCGAAAGAAUCCCGGGCAAGCAAAGAAUCAGACGACCGGGGAUCGGCAAUUCGUGCGGCGAUAGAUGCGGAGAGAGGUAUUCUUUAUUGGUCUUCGUCUUAUCUUGUUUGCCUUUGCAGGAGGAGAAACAAAACGCUGCUGUUCUCACCACUCUCCAUGUAGUUUGUCUGGUUCUGCAUGGCAUAAUACCACGUAUACGCAAAUGUGAAAAUUAUCAAAACUAACGCAAACUCUCAAAAACACCAAUACCAGCUUCCCUCCAUUCCGAGGAUUUUUCCAGCACGCAGCCCAGUUACGCGGCAGAAACCAAUAUCUAUGAAAGCCUCAGGUUGGAAAUCCUCAAAGUGAAGAUAAUUUGUAAUGCAAAAAAACGAAUCCAGUUGGGGCGCCAUUUGUAGUCGGCGCAUGACAAUAAAUUUCCCAGGCACUCAAAACGUGUCUGUCAUGCUAGUUAGGCAAAGGGGUGCCCUCCUCUCAUGCUAAUCAGGAGCCCAAUUCUGAACCCGUAGAAGCACAAUAGUCGGCCUCCAUUGCGUUCUCUGCAAUACAGUCUUUUUGGUGUCGCAUUUCAUGCGUCACAAAUUAUUUCCAGUUUGAGGAUUUCCAUUCUGAGGGUGUCAUAACAUCGAAUACGAGCCGUGCCCGGAGGUGGAGAAAAUCCUGAAAGACUAUCCACAGAAAAAAACCCAUCCACAUCCAUUUUUUGCAUGACAAACACAUGACUUGAUGCGUGUUUUGCAUGAAAAAUUGGAUGUGGGUGGUUUUUUUUCUGUGGAUAAAGACCGUGCGAAGAGAAAGCAGUGGACUUUGAAUGGGUAUCAUCUGGAUUUGAACCGCGAUUACUUCCGGCCCAUGGACUCCUACAACAAGCAACGAAGGCUGAUUCACGAGUGGGAGACAAGUACGAUCGAUAAAGAGAAAUUGAAAUACACUGACACUGUAGUUUGUGAUGCUGAGAACAAUGCAAUUAGAAAGUGAUUUUCUGAUGCGUGGCGUUGGUUGUAGAUGUAGUACUUAAAUAAAACAAAAAUACAAUUAUCCAACAACAGAGGAGCCCGACGAAUUUCGCAAGGUGGCGCUCACGCUCCCCCGGGGCAUCGCCUGCUCCAGUAGCGGAUCCCUGAGCAAACGCCGCGACCUGAAAUUGUCGCAGCCAGAGGCCUACUUCCCGCACGAGGGGGCCAAGCUGAGUUGAGGAAGGAAUUUGUCUGAGGAAGAGCUGCGUGGUUGUAGAAAUUGAGCUACCUGGUGUACCUGCUACAUCAACCUCUACUUGCUAGCUUCACCAAAGAUACAACCGAUAUAAAAUGCUUCAUCUUGCUGACUCUGACAGCAAGAGCAGAACAGAAAUGCAAUAGGAGAAGUUUGUAUGUUUUGGACUGUAAUAAAAAUGAUUCUAUUUCUACCUCAGCGUCGAGGUGGACGUGGAGAACAGCUCUGCUCCUGAAAAACUUUUACCUCUGUAUGAUUCUGAGCUUGUCGCGCCUCCUGCUCGAAAUAUGUGGGCGUAAGAUGGAGGUACUAUCGCACCUAUGAGUUGUUUGAAAUUGUACAAAUUUGUCAUCUCCUCGUCGCCUCCCGUUGAAGACCUCUACUAGAGGAACAAAACAAUUCGAAAGUAUAGUACGAAACUUGUUGGCUCGAGAAGAGUAAGAGUAGAGAGAAAUAAUUCAAUCACCCCGGGCCCGUUUUUGACGUCAGGCGCAGGUAGGAUAUUUAGAAAGUGGUACGAGUAGUAGCUAAUAAAGAGGUGACCACUGAGUGUUCCUGUUCUCUCGAUUCGAAUUUGACGACACAAAAAACGUCGCGAAUGACCUCACGGCAGGUGAUCUACUCGGUUUUUUUUUCUGCACUGAAAGAGA